AACCCCAAUUUCAUGUGGUCAGCAAGUAAGGCUAGAACACCUUGCAACAAAAAAGAAUCUGCAUUCACACCACUUCUCCUCACCUCUGUCAGACCAACAAGAAAUUUCUGCAUUUGGUAGUGAUGGUGAGGGUGAUUCUGGGGAUGAAUGGCUUGUUAUUUGUGAUGGUGAAGAAUGGGGCAGAGACCAGUAUAUCAUGUUCAGGCACAUAGAUACUGAUGUAUAUCUUGGGGUAACAGGACAACAGUAUGGCAGGCCAAUUCAUGGACAGAAUGAAGUGGUAGGCUUGUCUCGCCCAGGUGUCCAAGCAAAGUGGCAGACAAUGGAAGGAGUUUUUAUUAAGUCUACUGAUUUUUCUGAAGAUGUUAGAGUUUUCCAUGAUCCUAGUGAACUCUAACUGUAUACUCCUUAGAUACCUUUAAACCUAAAUUGAUUUGGAAUAGGCAUUUUAAUUUAUCCUUUUAGAAAUACUAGUUAUGGCAGUAUUUUUUUUUUUUUAUGUGUUCCUUUCUGACAAUUAAAGCACUUUUAGUAACCCCCAAAAAGAGGAUUUUUUUCUAGUAAUUACAAAGUCAUUAAGUUUACAUAUUGGUGCACAGGAUUAUGAUUUAUCUAUCAGAUAUGGAAAAUAAAAUGGUACCAUAGGUCACAUAAAAAAUAAAAAUAAACAAGCUGAUAACUAAAAAAAAGGUUCUUUUUUGUCAUAUAUUCUUCAAAAAAGUAAGAUUCUUCCAGCCAAGAAUCAUAAUUGUAACUUAUUGCUUCUCCUAUUGCUAAUUUUUGCUAAAAAUCCCUAGGCUCUUAUUGAGAUCUAAAUAAAAAGCACAGAAAAAUCAAUUAGAUAUAAGCAUUUUAGAAUGUUGAAAUUAUUUUCCUUUUUUGAUCAUUCCCUUUUUUUUUGCCAUAUAUUUGGUUUUAAUUUCACAAUAUACUUAAUGAAUAAAUUUCUGUAUAAUGUUAAAAAUACAUUUUGUAGCAGACUUUAAGAGAAGACUGUUUUACAUUUAUUUAUUUAUGAAGAAAAAGUUUUUUGCACAAGGUCAGUGGAAUGUGUGUGUAGAAAUGCAACAAAUAUGUACAAUAC
Molecule: messenger RNA, 1084 nt
Organism: Penaeus monodon (black tiger shrimp)
Lineage: Eukaryota; Metazoa; Arthropoda; Malacostraca; Decapoda; Penaeidae
Product: stromal cell-derived factor 2-like
Source: RefSeq, a predicted model, not a curated record